AUGGGAAUGACCUGCGAUGGAUGCGCUAACGCCGCCCGCCGAGUUCUUGGAAAACUUGGCGACAAAGUCACGAUUGACAAGAUUGAUCUGGCAGAUCUGUAUAUUCUAUCGAGGCUAAACAGCGGCGAUUUGCGCACUCAAGAAGUCGUUUCCCCGUUCCUUCGAUAUUCACUACCCGAAGGCGGCUGGCCUUACACUGCCAGCAACGCGCAGGCAUGGCAUCCUGAAAAGUCUCCAAUAGGCGCUUUGAGAGCAGGGAGAUAA
Strongylus vulgaris is the source of this 264-nucleotide messenger RNA. The record is from the annotation of a GenBank genome assembly. NCBI's taxonomy places the organism in Eukaryota, Metazoa, Nematoda, Chromadorea, Rhabditida, Strongylidae.